GCGGCGGCAGCGGCGGGGGUGGCAGCGCGCGGCCGCCCCGCAGGGCCGCGGCAUGGGACGGGUGCAGCUCUUCGAGGUCCGCCUGAGCCACGGCCGCGUCGUCUACAGCCCGGGGGAGCCGCUGGCGGGGGCCGUGCGCGUGCGCCUGGCGGCGCCGCUGCCCUUCCGAGCUAUCCGGGUGACCUGCACGGGGUCCUGCAAGGUCUCCAACAAGGCCAAUGACACAGCGUGGGUGGUGGAGGAAGGCUACUUCAACAGCGCUCUGUCCCUGGCCGACAAGGGGAGCCUGCCUGCUGGAGAGCACAGCUUCCCCUUCCAGUUCCUGCUUCCUGCCACAGCUCCCACGUCCUUUGAGGGCCCUUUUGGGAAGAUUGUGCACCAGGUACGGGCCACCAUCGACACACCACGUUUUUCCAAGGAUCACCAGUGCAGCUGCGUGUUCUACAUCUUGAGCCCCCUGAACCUGAAUAGCAUCCCAGACAUCGAGCAACCCAAUGUGGCCUCCACCACCAAGAAGUUCUCCUACAAGCUGGUGAAGACAGGCAGCGUAGUCCUCACCGCCAGCACCGACCUCCGAGGCUACGUGGUGGGGCAGGUGCUGCGGCUGCAGGCUGACAUUGAGAACCAGUCAGGCAAGGACACCAGCCCUGUGGUGGCCAGUCUGCUGCAGAAAGUGUCCUACAAGGCCAAGCGCUGGAUUUAUGACGUGCGGACCAUCGCCGAGGUGGAGGGGGCCGGCGUCAAGGCCUGGAGGCGGGCUCAGUGGCAAGAGCAGAUCCUGGUGCCUGCCCUGCCCCAGUCUGCCCUGCCGGGCUGCAGCCUCAUCCACGUGGAUUACUACCUGCAGGUCUCCCUGAAGACGCCGGAAGCCAUCGUGACGCUCCCGGUCUUCAUCGGCAACAUCGCUGUGAACCAUGUCCCACUGAGCCCCCAGCCAGGCCAAGGCCUGGUGGUGCCCUCAGCGCCACCCCAGGAGGAGGCGGAGGCUGUGGCUGGUGGCCCCCACUUUUUCUCGGACCCUGUCUCCCUCUCCACCAAGAGCCACUCACAGCAGCAGCAGCCGCCUGCAGCCCUCGGCUCUGUGCCUGGCGCCCCUGAACCCCAUCCUCAGGAUGGCAGCCCUGCCCCCCACCCGUUGCCCCCUCCCUUGUGCAUCUCCACAGGUGCCACCGUGCCCUACUUUGCAGAGGGUUCUGGAGGGCCGGUGCCCACGACCAGUACCUUGAUCCUCCCCCCUGAGUAUAGCUCGUGGGGCUACCCCUAUGGUGAGUGGGGGCCUGGGGCCUGGCAGGGAGGGGGAGACACGGGCCCCAUGCAGACCUGGCUUUCUCCCUGCAGAGGCCCCGCCAUCCUAUGAGCAGAGCUGUGGUGGUGUGGACCCUGGCCUGACCCCAGGGAGCUGACCCCAUGUUGCCUUCUCCGGACGGACGGACCUAUGCCCUGGGACUAGGCUCCCAGGGCCUCGUGCCUUCGCUCCCGGCCUGGCCCGGCCCACUCAGGACCCGCCGCUGCCCGCCGUUCCUUGCGGCCUCUGCCUCCGGACCAGCCUCUGCCCUGACCAGCCUCUGCAGCCCCCCUGUAGUCGGCCUCUCCCCGGGGGUUGGGGCCUAGAGAGACUUGGUGUAAAUAAAACGCUUCAUUUGUA
This is a messenger RNA of Balaenoptera ricei (Rice's whale), 1645 nucleotides long. RefSeq names its product arrestin domain containing 1 (gene ARRDC1). Bases 53 to 1357 code for a protein of 434 amino acids. The transcript has 7 exons. Gene Ontology annotation, cellular component: cytoplasm. Gene Ontology annotation, biological process: protein transport. NCBI's taxonomy places the organism in Eukaryota, Metazoa, Chordata, Mammalia, Artiodactyla, Balaenopteridae. Gene Ontology annotation, molecular function: ubiquitin-like ligase-substrate adaptor activity; ubiquitin protein ligase binding. The record is from RefSeq and is a predicted model, not a curated record.